This is a messenger RNA of Dromaius novaehollandiae (emu), 1702 nucleotides long. It is a transcript of the gene IDH2, whose product is annotated as isocitrate dehydrogenase (NADP(+)) 2. The record is from RefSeq and is a predicted model, not a curated record. The coding region runs from base 62 to 1423 and encodes 453 amino acids. Gene Ontology annotation, biological process: NADP+ metabolic process; isocitrate metabolic process. Lineage: Eukaryota; Metazoa; Chordata; Aves; Casuariiformes; Dromaiidae. Gene Ontology annotation, cellular component: mitochondrion. The transcript has 11 exons. Gene Ontology annotation, molecular function: NAD binding; isocitrate dehydrogenase (NADP+) activity; magnesium ion binding.
GCUCGCCGCCGCCGCCGCCGCCGCCGCCGCCGCCGCCGCCGCCGCCGCCGCGCGUCCCGCCAUGUCCCGCUACCUCGGCGCCGCCGCGGCGCUGAGCCGCGCCGCCGGCCUGGCCCCCCGCGCCCCCGCCGCCGCCGCCGCCGCCGCCGCCCUGGGCCCCGCCGCGCCGCGCCGCCACUAUGCCGACAAGCGGAUCAAGGUGGCCAAGCCAGUGGUGGAGAUGGACGGCGACGAGAUGACGCGGAUCAUCUGGACGUUCAUCAAGGAGAAGCUGAUCCUGCCCAACGUGGACGUGCAGCUGAAGUAUUUCGAUCUGGGCCUGCCGCACCGGGACCAGACAGGCGACCAGGUCACCAUUGACUCGGCUCUGGCCACGCAGAAGUACAGCGUGGCGGUGAAGUGUGCCACCAUCACGCCUGAUGAGGCCAGGGUGGAAGAGUUCAAGCUGAAAAAGAUGUGGAAGAGCCCCAAUGGGACAAUCCGAAACAUCCUGGGCGGGACGGUCUUCCGGGAGCCCAUCAUCUGCAAGAACAUUCCUCGCCUGGUACCCGGCUGGACCAAGCCCAUCACCAUCGGCAGACAUGCCCAUGGCGAUCAGUACAAAGCCACAGACUUUGUGGUGAACAAGUCUGGGACGUUCAAGAUGGUUUUCACGCCCAAGGACGGCAGUGCGGCGAAGGAGUGGGAGGUGUACAACUUCCCGGGAGGCGGCAUCGGGAUGGGCAUGUACAACACAGACGAGUCUAUCUCAGGCUUUGCUCACAGCUGCUUCCAGUACGCCAUCCAGAAGAAAUGGCCUCUGUAUAUGAGCACCAAGAACACCAUCCUCAAGGCCUACGAUGGGCGCUUCAAAGACAUCUUCCAGGAGAUCUUCGAUAAGCACUACAAGACGGAGUUCGACAAGCUGAAGAUCUGGUAUGAGCACCGGCUCAUCGACGACAUGGUUGCCCAGGUGCUGAAAUCUGCAGGCGGCUUCGUCUGGGCUUGCAAAAACUAUGAUGGAGACGUCCAGUCGGAUAUCCUGGCCCAAGGCUUCGGCUCCCUGGGCCUGAUGACCUCCGUCCUGGUGUGUCCGGACGGGAAGACCAUCGAGGCGGAGGCAGCCCACGGCACGGUCACCCGCCACUACCGGGAGCACCAGAAGGGACGGCCCACCAGCACUAACCCGAUUGCCAGCAUCUUUGCCUGGACACGUGGCCUGGAGCACAGGGGAAAGCUGGACAGUAACCCUGACCUGAUGAAGUUUGCUCAGACGCUGGAGAAGGUCUGUGUCGAAACUGUGGAGAGUGGGACAAUGACAAAGGAUCUUGCAGGCUGUAUUCAUGGUCUGGCCAACGUGAAGUUGAACGAGCACUUCGUGAACACCACGGACUUCCUGGACGCCAUCAAGAACAACUUGGACAAAGCCCUGGGCAAGAAGUAGAGAGGGCCCUUUCUCGGGGGGGGGUGUCCGCGUGUGUGGUGCCAGGCGUUUACCUCAUUUUUAACAAGAUAGGGAGCCGACGCCGCCUUUAGCUCACUGACUUGGCUCAGGAACAUUUGAAAUAAUUUUUAUAAGCAGUUUUCCUACGAGUGUUUUUAAAGUAUUUCUAGCAGGGGUUUGUAGGAAACGGGCUGGGGAGGGCUGCCCUUCGCCGUGCUGUAAUUUAUGUAACCUCUGACCUCAUGGUGCCAAACAUAGCAAUUAAACGUUUCACAGGCC